CCCCCCAACCCGGGAAUAUAUUCAUUCCCAAUGCACGGCGGGCUUUCCCGAGUGGGUCCCCUUAUUUAUUUGGCUUUGCGCUCCUUAACAACGGAGUGUGAACAUAAGUUCUUGUCUUGUGCGGAAGGGAGUGUUUGAUCCCGUGGGAAGGUCGGGGGCCACCGGGAUUCUCGCAGGGUUUGGUAUGAACCGAACGGGUAGACUUGAUUGCUUGUUGGUAUAAGAACUCGACGAACCCUAGCAAGUUGGUCAUCACAAGUGGGCGGGCAGGGCAUCCACGGACACAUCUCUGCACCAGCAUGUUCUUCAAGAGCGGAUUGGGUGCUUGGCUUGCAGCCUCGUAAAGAGGCUGGGACUAUUCGGGUUUUUUCUCUGAAACUGGCUGCAGCUUAGUUAUCUGAUUCUUGACCGCAAACCUUUUGUCGAAGUGUCGAGGAAGCAUAUAAGUUUCUUCUGCUUUUUCUGGUCUCUUCCAAGUACAGUAAAAAAAAAAAAAUACUAAUCAUGCAGGCUGUUAAGGAAGCUGGCAAGGAUUUUUUUUGUAGAAUUUAGGGUUUGUUUGUUUGUUUUGCCCCUUAUAGGGUUAGCAAGAGCAUGACUGUAGGCAGUGGCUGGGAGUGGGAGGUUUUAUGUAUGCAUUUAUUUGCCCUUCUGGAAUUCAGGCAAUGCAGUGGGAUAGACAGAAAAGCCCCUCCUGUGUUUAACUCAAUUUGAAACCUUUUUUUAAAAAAAAAAUAGGCUUCAGUCUCAAACUCCAGAUGAAAAAGCUGCUCCUCCGUUAAUGAGAUCAAGCAUUACUUUUUAGUGUUACUUUAAGGGGUUGGGUCUGGGACUGUCAUCUAGUGGGCAUUUCAGGAAUGUGGAGGAGGCGCCAACUCCUCAAUAGUCAUGGGGGAAGGGUUGCAUUCUCUACAGCCUUAAAUGCACACUAAUAGUACUAGUGUUUUACUUGCACUGCACGUACAAAAUAAUAGUUUGAAUCUGCUUCAGUAGAAUUUAGACAUUUGAAAAUUACAAUGCCUAGUCUAUAUGCGUGUUUGAAUGAGCUACAUUUAGCAGAGAAUAAUUAAAGGUUUGAGUGGGACAAACUUCUGGAGAAUGUGCAUUGUUUGAUCAUAAGUGUGACAAAAACUGACAAGCAGGAAGCUUAUGUACUCAGUGAGAGUAGCAUGUUUGUCUCCAAGAGACGUUUCAUUUUGAAGACAUGUGGUACCACCCUCUUACUGCAGGCACUGGUUCCCCUAUUAGAGCUUGCUAGAGAGUACUGUGGGUUUGACUCAAUUCAGAGCUUCUUCUAUUCACGUAAAAAUUUCAUGAAGCCUUCCCACCAAGAGUACCCACAUAGGAAUUUCCAGGAAGAAGUAGAGUUCCUUAAUGAAAUAUUUCCAAAUGGAGCAGCAUACUGCAUGGGCCGUAUGAAUUCUGACUGCUGGUACCUGUACACUCUGGAUGUCCCAGAGAGUCGAGUAAUCAAUCAGCCAGAUCAAACAUUGGAAAUUCUGAUGAGCGAGCUUGAUCCAGCAGUUAUGGACCAGUUCUACAUGAAAGAUGGUGUUACUGCAAAUGAUGUCACUCGUGUGAGUGGAAUUCGUGACCUGAUACCAGGUUCUGUCAUUGAUGCUACAAUGUUCAAUCCUUGUGGGUAUUCAAUGAAUGGGAUGAAAACAGAAGGAACUUACUGGACUAUUCACAUCACUCCAGAACCAGAGUUCUCAUAUGUUAGUUUUGAAACAAACAUAAGUCAGACAUCCUACGAUGACCUAAUUAGGAAGGUCAUAGACAUUUUUAAGCCAGGAAAAUUUGUGACAACUCUCUUUGUUAAUCAGAGCUCAAAAUGUCGCACCGUGUUUUCUUCAGCCCAGAAGAUUGAAGGUUUUAAGCGUCUUGAUCGCCAGAUUGCCCAGUUUAAUGACUACAACUUCGUUUUUACCAGUUUUGCCAAGAAUAAGCAGCAAAGUUGAUUAGGAGGAAUGAAGAAGAAAAAACGCAAAAAUAUACCCAAUAGAGGUGGUGGUGGUUGCUUUCUAGUAAAUGAUACAAGGGGCCAUAUUUUUCAUAUCCACCUCGUAGUUGCAGAAAGCCCUAGAUGUAAUCAUAGUAUAAUUUUCAAUUGUAUGCAUUAUUAUAACAGAGUUUUAGAUAUAUUGCAUGAACACUCUCUUCUGUGUUUAGAUAUUCUAUUUCACUUUUGCUGUGAAACUGAAGCGCAUGUAGAAACAUUUUACUGUAUGAGACUCUACAGCAUUUAUAAAAACAACUCAAAUAGGUUUACAUGCAACAUAGUUUUUCUCCAAGUAUCACCAAAAAUUCCCCACAGACAAGGAUUUCGUCCUCAUUAGAAUUUCCCCUAGACUUACUUAACUAAAAGACUUAGUUGGCAAAUUUUUUUUCAUUUGUAUGCUGUAACAAAUUUUAAAAUAAUUAUUGAAUGUGUGGUUUCUAAUUGGCACAUUUUUGCAACAACUGAAUAACAGAUUAAUAAUCACAGUUUAAGAUGUUGAAACUGAUACCGGUAGAACAAAACUGGUUAUGCUUAAUGGGAUAUUUUCACUUUAAAAAUAUCGAACAAUUUUUAUCACAUUGGAUCUGCAUACAAUUCUACAAUGAAUUGAAGUGGCAAUUUGCUGUGGUUAGCACAUUACCUUUUCACCUAUGGGUGAAAAUGUAUUUGUUUAGUUGUCAACAUGUUUUGACAGUUGUGUAAUUUUUGGCAAAUCCAUUCUUGCUCCAUGUCCUUUGUUUAAAGGCAACCCAUAGCAGUUGGUGGCAGUCGUUGGACAUCUGUUUUAAAUAUAUAAACAAAAUUUUGACAAUUAAGGACACAGUUGAUUCCAGGCUUUUCAGAGUUCAGAUGCAGUUUUGGCAUCUAGGAACCUAAUCGGUUAGAAGAUUGGUGCGCUUUAUGGUAAUUUUAACAGAAAUUUGGUAGAAAACGGUGAAAUGUGAUUUCAAACUACUGCACAAAAUAGCUGCCGUUUCUUACUGUGAAAUAUGCUGGCUCAAAUGUUAACUUUAUAUUAAUUCAAACACAGGCCCUUCCACUCUGUAAUGUCCUGUGACAACAAUGCAUGUGAUGUUUAAGCUAAAUUUAGCAAUAUUGUGACUUCAUCUGUGUUUCUUCCUAAUUAAUAUGCAGUUCUUUUUUACAUGGUGUAGAAGGCAUUGGGUGAUUUCGCUGCAGUGAGCAAAUAUGAGGAGCCUAAAUACAGUCAUGUAAAACAUUUAUAUGUAGUACAAUAGUAACAAAAUAGACAUGGAUAUUGCUUCAUGGAUAUUAAAUGCAAGUUCCUGAGAGAGCAUGUUCUGUCACCUCAAAUGCUGUGGGAUUUCAGCUGUUGAGACCAGCAAAUCUUAUAGAUGUGUCAUUCUAAUCCUUGGCUGUUUUUGAUUAUGAGUGUUUUGUUCCUUUUGUAUUUAUAAAGGAAACAUUUUUAGUGUUUCUAUGUUAUUAAACCUACUUGCUUGGAAAUCAAGCAAUUGGAACAUUUUUUUCCUACCAAAAUCAAUAAAUGUUGUUUCUGUGUAGCACCUAGCAGUUUAUGGUGCUUUUGCUUUUUAAGGGCCAAUUUUUCAAAUGUUUUUAUAAAGAGUACUCCAAGUCAAUAGCACUCUUUGACAUGAGAUCUGUUCAACUACAGAUUCCUUGAAGUAAUGCUGGAAAUGCAGAACUUUACAUAAGCCUUGGAUAGAAAUAAAGCAGUUCAAUGGAUCUUCAUGAAUUAGUAGGCUGAACAAAAUGGGAGGGGGAUAUGUUUGGUGUUUAAAAUUAUCUCUGGUGUUAGACAUGGAACAUUAAAAUGUACAAAGAUAUAUCUGUACCAGAAAUCAUAAUGCUUCAAUAAAAGUUUGCUUUCUAAGCUGCUGCAAAUAGUAAAAAUGCUACUACCCUGACUUAGAUAAUUCUGCUUUGUGUUUAUAACAACAAAGCCUUGAUACAAAUUAACAGAUGUUACCCGUAUUUUCUCAAUAGUCCCUCUAUGUGCUGCUGAAUGCCAGGGUGAUUCAAGAAGAUUAAAUCUACUGGAAAUGCUAUUCUUGUUAAUCAAACUAGAACUCUGUUUCUAUUCAAUGAAAAAGCAUGAUGAUUAAGAAUGAAAGCUGAUAUUAAAGAUCUUUAAAAGUA
Messenger RNA from Pantherophis guttatus, 4123 nucleotides. It is a transcript of the gene AMD1, whose product is annotated as adenosylmethionine decarboxylase 1. The record is from RefSeq and is a predicted model, not a curated record. Gene Ontology annotation, biological process: spermidine biosynthetic process; spermine biosynthetic process. NCBI's taxonomy places the organism in Eukaryota, Metazoa, Chordata, Lepidosauria, Squamata, Colubridae. Gene Ontology annotation, cellular component: cytosol. Gene Ontology annotation, molecular function: adenosylmethionine decarboxylase activity.